Aspergillus pseudoviridinutans is the source of this 3516-nucleotide messenger RNA. RefSeq lists its product as uncharacterized. The record is from RefSeq and is a predicted model, not a curated record. The transcript has 2 exons. Gene Ontology annotation, biological process: protein localization to plasma membrane. Lineage: Eukaryota; Fungi; Ascomycota; Eurotiomycetes; Eurotiales; Aspergillaceae. The coding region runs from base 1 to 3516 and encodes 1171 amino acids. Gene Ontology annotation, cellular component: plasma membrane.
AUGGAGAGCGUGCGCCAGUCAUGUCGGCCUAAACACCAGGUCUUGGUCCUCAAAUGCUACCCACAAUAUCAGAAAGGAGUCCAGGAUGUGAAACCAAAUUCUAGUGAACUCUCUUAUCUACUAUACUAUGUGAGCACACGCCGGAGCAAGCUGACCAAGGUCGGCGCCUUUCUGGAGAAAAGGGCAGCUCGGGAUGUCUGGCGGAACAAGUUAGGGAAUGUACAGGUAACGCUCCAAAUCCUCACGGCGCUCAUCGAGAAAGUCCCCCGCGAUCUUCCUAUUUAUGCCCGAUCUGUGAUGACCGUCCUCGAAACCGUCCUACGCUCUGGAGAUCUUUCCAUGGUUGAAGAGUCGAUAUCAACGUUCGAGACGUUCUGUCAGCAUCAGGAUAUGGCCGCGCUAUCUGCUGAACAGGAUUUUGUCAGUCAAUACCGGGAAGUCGUGCGGACGUAUGCAGAUUUCGCAGGCCAGUCCAAGUCCGUUUCUCAAUUGAAGACUGUACCGACUGGUCCGAUGGUAAUACGUUGGAGGACCGCGGGAUUGCGAGCGAUCAAAGGUGUGGUUAGUUCCGAAGCAGGUCUCGCAGCGGAUGGCGGAGAUUCACUGAGGAUCCUUCUCCCGGUCAUUCUGGAAUGUCUUUACAAUGGUGACGAGAGCCUGCUGCUGUCCCUCGAGCUCCGGCUGCACGAGUCGGAGAAGAACGAGCCGGCGCUUGGUCGACGACGGCGGGUCAGUACUGCAACCGUGCAGACAGUUGACGCGGUGGAUGCAGAUCCUGCAUUGGCGUCACAGUCUGCGGCCGACGUUGACAGGCAGGCGGACAUGGACAUGCGUUUGCUUGCUCUCCGUUGCUUGGAACGCAUAGUCGUGACCGGGAGCAGCCGUGGUCAGAUCCGCGUCGCUACGAAAGUGGUGCUACAAUUCAUCCUGAGCAACGGCCCAUUAUCCGAAGGUGGCAAUAGACCUAUGCAUAUGGAUUCGACGGGCGGCUGGGCUACGUCUUUAGUAGAACUCGUCGCCAAGUGGUGUCCCGUUCAAGUCCGUUUCAUCAUCUUGGUUUCGGCAAUGGAGAUGUUGCUCGAGGGCCAGCCCACAGAAGAGACCCUGCGACGCUCGUACGCCCUGAUAUACUUGAUCGACUGGUUGCUCAAAUCCCCUGUAAACAUGAUAGGUCUUAGUGUUAUUGACAUUCUGUUGGGUCUGAUGCAAUUCAUGUCGACCCUCUUAUCGCACCCAGCCAGCGCGAAGUCUGCGGAAGAAGGACUGGACGAGAAGUCGAACGAUCACAACGUGGUUUUGUCCGCUGAGAAAUUGGAGGCGCUUGCGCUACUUCAGAGGACUAUCGGAGACCUCACGACACAUAUUUACUACGGUGAUCAGGUUGUCGAUAUGGUCAGGACGAUCCUGACUCACGUGAAGCCAUCCAUCGACAAUAAACUCUCACCUGCCGCGGCCUUAGCGAAUCAGUCAGAUAAUACGGAGGGUAGUACUAAUUCAGCUGGGUUCUCUGGAGAGGUGAAUGCGGCGGCCUUCUCGCUGCCUAUUGCAAAAGUGACAGCGCUUAAGGCGAUCAAGGAUAUUCUCUCAGUAGCCAAUUCGAACAGACAUACAGCCGCUGGCGUGGAGACUCGGAACCCUGUGGGCAUACAUGCCUGGGAAGGAACACAGUGGCUUUUGCGUGAACCUGACAGGGAGAUUCGCCUCGCGUAUAUCGAUGCCUUCCUCACAUGGUUGACGUUGGAAACGACUCAGGACGAUAUCAGGGCUAGAUCCGGGCCAGUGAAGGGAACAGGCACCCUCCCAAGACGUGAAUCGCCGGAAGUCACUGAGAAGGCUGACAAGCGACCCUUUAACGUGAGUCAGAGGGAGAAAGUCAUCAUAGCGGCUCAGUUGAACUUCCUCCGACUGUUCCACUUGACCAUAUACGAUAUUGCGCUCGACUGCCCUACAGAUGAGUCCGAGAUUCUCCUACUUCAUCUCCUUCUCACAAGCCUUGUGGAACGACUCGGGGUCAAUGCCGUCAGAUUUGGGCUGCCCAUGGUCCUAAAGCUUCAAGAGGAUUUGGAAUCUGUGCAGUCCUUGCGUUCUCCAACUGCCAAGGUCAACAUCGGAAGCUUGGUCCAUGCAUAUCUGUGGGCGAUGUGCGAAAAGUUUGAGUUGGAGAGCUACAGAGUUAGCAAUACGAUUAGGAUAGAGAUUGACAGGCGGAAGCAAAAUGGCCUUUGGCUCGACAGGGUGCGUAUACCUGCCAUUCGUAUCGACGAUAUCAUCGAAUCGAGUGAGAAGUCUCAAUGCAACGGCGAUGCCGUGGUGCAAGGCCAGCUCAUCCCUUUCAAGGCCGGUAUUGAGGAACUUGUCAACAGAAUUGAGGAGGUUUAUAAUUCCUCCAUGACCUCACCCGCUCACAGCCCUCCGGCAUCACCCGGACACAACUAUGCUCUUCCCCUCCUGGGACAUGGAGCCGCGACAGCUAAUUCUUUCAAGUGCAAUUUGCCGUCAUCUGUCAAAGAGCAAAUGCUUUCACCAUGGUCCAGAGAGGCUUGUCUAGCGGCCGCUGAGAAGGAGAAAGCAGAGGCCAUGUCUAUCAACGGAUCAAGACAUGGUACACUAGGGUUGCGUAACUACGCCACCCUGAAUGGCGCCGGUAAUAGCUCUCAUUCCAUUGCUACGUCGGCGCAUCAGGGCGCCUUCGGUGCUGCAGCAGGUCUACAACAUCUCCGACGCACGAGCAUACCUGACUCGCAGGGUACACCUGUCAACGGCUCGGGCAGAGAGUCACCAGUGCGCGUCAACGAACUGAGGCGGGCUCUUUCUGUGAAUGUGGAGGGUAAUGCUCGCCGGUUGAGCCCACUCCGCGGGCGGCUGGGUGCUUCAAAUGGCAGUAUUGUCUCCUCGAGUAGUGAGAGCAUGGUCAGUGGCUUUUCGUUGUCUGAAUAUGAUCCGGAUGGCAACUCAAUCAGACCACAGUCCAUUCGGGAUGGUCGAUUGUCCACCAACGGAGACGGCAUGGAAACCCCCAAAGCCUCUUCCAUUGCUGUUAACGGCGGCCAGCCUCGACAAUCUUCAUUGUCGUACAACUUGCAGUCUGAUGGCAUUCCUCCGGUGCCGCCGAUCCCGCCAUCUAUAAGUCUCCCCGGAGGGCUUUCAAACGGCGCUCAGCGUUCAUUCGCGAAUGGCGAGCGACCCUCGACCGCUCCCGGGCCCCGUCAGGUUUUCACCAACGGGAACCAAGGGGCAUUCUCUGGGGAUAACGAGAGAACCCUGAGCAGACACAAGAGCCGUUCCAGCACUGGUCUUGCGGCCGCAGCUAAUUCUGAGAAAGCUUCCUAUGUGGCUGACGGAGGUCCUGCAGACGCUGCCUUGCGUCGUGACGUGCAGAACCUCAUCAACGGAUUUCUGUCGCCGAUGGAUGCCGAGUUGCGGCACGGUGGUACCAAUGCCCCUGGCCGGAGAGCCAGAAGCACGCACGGUGGCAGAAGGAGGGCGACUGGAGGAAUUGGACGCCCUCCUUAUUAG